Mycena citricolor is the source of this 1152-nucleotide messenger RNA. The record is from the annotation of a GenBank genome assembly. NCBI's taxonomy places the organism in Eukaryota, Fungi, Basidiomycota, Agaricomycetes, Agaricales, Mycenaceae.
GUCCAUCUUUCUCCCGUGGAAAAUCAUAGCUUCUUAUGAGAACAGAUAGCCAGAACGCCCCACUCUUAUCAGUGCCUUUGAGUGGUCUUCGAGAAUGCUGAUAGCAUCCUCUUCUCUUCCCUUCCACAAUGGCUACGAAAGCGAACUCAGUUCCGCAUCCUACGUUGAUUCAGGUUGAUCCCUUUGUGCCUGCGGACCAACAGAAGGGUUUGCACAAUCGGUGGCACCCCGAUAUCCCAGCUGUCGCAACAGUCAAACCAGGCCAAGUCUUCAAGAUCGAAUGUGUCGAUUGGACGGGCGCGCAAAUCGGGAAUAAUGAUUUUAGCGACGACAUCAAGGACGUCGACCUGAGCAAGGUGCACAAUCUUUCCGGUCCGAUCGCAGUCGAAGGUGCAGAACCCGGCGAUUGCCUAGUGGUGGACAUUCUAGACGUUACACCGUUCGAAAAGAUGCCUUGGGGCUACACUGGCAUCUUCGAACUGAGCAACGGCGGUGGUUUGUUUGCGAAAGAGUUCGAGAGCAAAGCCGCGAAGGCCAUCUGGGAUUUCCACGGCGUGUAUGCGUCCUCACGCCACAUCCCGGGUGUCCGGUUCGCCGGUGUAUCGCACCCGGGUCUCAUCGGGACUGCCCCCUCUGCUGAGCUCCUGGCGACGUGGAAUCAACGCGAGGGCGCGCUGAUCGCCGAACAUCCGAACGCGAUGCCGCCUGUCGCCUUUGCGCCGAGCGCGGUCGGAGCCUAUGUUGGCCAGGAUCUCGACCCCGAGGUUAUGAAGAAGAUUCUUGAAGAAGGGGCUAGGACGGUUCCAGGACGCGAGCACGGCGGAAACUGUGACAUCAAGAACUUGUCCAAAGGGUCGAGAUGCUACUUCCCUGUCUUUAUCAAGGGUGCGAAUCUGUCCGUUGGGGACUUGCAUUUCUCGCAAGGAGAUGGAGAGCUCUCUUUCUGUGGCGCUAUCGAAAUGGCAAGUGGCUCACUAACGCCGCGCUCUGCAGUUGAACUCGAUUUCCAGGCCGGAAUCAUCACAUUCAGUACAAGCAUUAUCAAAGGCGGAGUGGAGAAGUUCGCUCUGAAACAGCCUAUCUUCCUUCCCUCUCCCGUCGAUCCGAUGUACUCAGCCAAAGUGGUCUUCGAGGGAAUCAGCGUCGACUACC